AUCAUCAAGUCUGAAUAAUUUUUUCCCCAUUAUUUUACGAUUUAAAAGAAUCAUUUGGAGGAAAAAAAAUAUCUAAUUCCCAAAACUGAGAGGGAGAAAGCCCAAUAGUGGCUUCCCUUCUGCCACAUGUCGAUGAAUUCCUAAGCAACAGCGUCUCCAGGCAUUAGUGAGAGAGGCAGAGAAAUGGAACUCCCAUGUGUGAGUCCAUCCUCAAAAUUCUCCAUUCUAAAUCCAACGCCACCACCCGCAACCCAUUUCAUCUCCUCAACCGUCCCUGCUUCCCAAGCUGCACCACUCUUUCCAGUAAAACCCCACUAUAAUGCUGCCCACAAAAACUCCAACAGCAUUCCCACCAUGUCUGAGAUCAUGGACUCAUCCAGAGCCCAGAACCUCAACCUUCAGCUGCAAACGCUUGGACCCUUUUUCAGAAUCACUGCCAAGAGCUUGGAAACUCAGGGAGAGCUUGGGAGAGCUGAGGGGCUGAUAAGGGUGUGGUUGGGAGGCAGAAUUCUUCACUUGGAUUCAAUUAGAUUAAGAAGAGAGACUCUGGGCAUGGAGAAGUCAAUCUUUGGUAUUGGGUUGUUUAUUGGAGCUGUUGCAAUCCGGUAUGGCUAUGACUCUGGUUGCAGAACAGCUGAGUUGCUCGCCAUCAAUGACUCUGACCUUUACCAUUCCAAGCUUGUUAGGUUCUACACGAGAAUUGGGUUCAAGGCUGUGCACGAAGUGACUGGUUCAUCAAUGGGAGACCUUGCCCACAUGUUGGUCUGGGGAGGCAUUGGAACACGGAUGGAUGCCAAGAUCGAGGAGCUUCUAGUGAGAUGGUGCAAAAGGUUUAAAUCUCAGAAUUGAUUUCACCAUGAUACAUUUUGAAUUUAACUUCCACUUCAAUUUCUUCUGAACACAUAAUGUAUUAUUCACUUGAAUUUUGUUUGAAAGAUAUAUGCAUAGCAUCUCCUCUUCAAGAGCAUAGGUAUGCUUCCAAUUGCCUUUUGUAUAGUGAGGGUAUUUUUUACUCUUAAUAAGAUCUAUUCCAAAUCCACCAUGUGGUUGUUAAUCAGAAAA
Molecule: messenger RNA, 1062 nt
Organism: Vitis vinifera (wine grape)
Lineage: Eukaryota; Viridiplantae; Streptophyta; Magnoliopsida; Vitales; Vitaceae
Exons: 2
Coding region: 184-849 (221 amino acids)
Source: RefSeq, a predicted model, not a curated record